This is a messenger RNA of Penaeus monodon (black tiger shrimp), 1467 nucleotides long. RefSeq lists its product as uncharacterized. The coding region runs from base 512 to 1441 and encodes 309 amino acids. The transcript is spliced from 4 exons. Lineage: Eukaryota; Metazoa; Arthropoda; Malacostraca; Decapoda; Penaeidae. The record is from RefSeq and is a predicted model, not a curated record. Gene Ontology annotation, cellular component: membrane.
UCUGUAUUGCCACGAUCAAACUGUCGGUGAUGACGUACACCGCAACUUGCCAAAGUCUCUUUUUGAAACCCCAGAGAUAAGGCAAAAGUCUUGCCAAGCCGUUGACAGUUUGUUAGGUGACAGUCUGAAACACAGACGCACAGACAGACGUUGAAUGUGCGUUCCCAAUCAUCUUUCCCUUCAGGACCCGCAGGCGCAGCCACUCAAGAGCAGCCCGUGGCAUCGGCGCCGCCUCCUCGCGCGUCAUUCCGAGUGUCUCUCCCGCACGGUCUGGCUCUGUUGACGCUUCACUCAAAACAUCGCAAAGCUAUCGCUGUUAGUACUUCAGGUCAUUUCAGUCGUGCACCUCAAGCGCCCCAUACUUCCCUCACUGCCUUCCGUCACCACAGUCAGUCAUCGUCAUUGAUAUUACUUGUAGCUCGCGUAGAGCUACAAGUAAUGAGCAGUAUUUCGCCUUCGUGCAAGACGGAAAGCGAGAUGCCUCAAAACUCUGCCUGAUGCGCCCAGCCAGAUGGCCGAGCAGAGCGGCGUCAACGCGAGCAGUCCGUGGACGGAGGUGGACACCUUCAUGGACUUCCUCAUCGACAUGGACAUCGUGAUCGUGAAGGAGGACCUCGAGCCGGGCGAGGACCCGUGGCAGGCCCUGUGGUUGAUCUCCUCCAUCGCCAUCGUCGGGCUGAUCCUCUACUUCCUGUUCCUGAAGACGGUCAGCAACUCCGACAUGGACAGCGUGUUCACCAACCUGUACCGGCUGCAGGCCACGGAGGCGCUGGUCACCGUGCUCUCUCAGACGGCGGCUGUGCUGGUGACGGUCACCAGCAUCGUGGAGGGCACGCAGAAGAGCUCGGUGUGCCGCGGCCUCCUCACCACCGUCAUCGCCUCCUACCUGAGUUUCUUCUUCACGCUCAUGAUGAUCGCCUUCACGCGCUGCAUGUACGUCAUCUUCCCGCUGUACAUCCACCACCUCCACCCGGCCGUGCUGCAGGCCAGCAUCGCCGUCGGCUGGGCCGUCUUCGCCAUCUUCUGCGCCGUCGUCGUCUACCAGCAGGAGAUCUGGUCGCUGUUCCUGCUGUACCUCUGCAUCGGCAUCUACGGCACCCCGCUGCUCACGGGCAACAUGAUCACCACGCUCACCUUCCUCGUCAUCGGCAUCACCCUCCUGCUGUACGUGUUCAUCCUCGCCAUGCAGUACAAGUCCAAGGUCCCGCACCGCCGCCGAAUCAUGCAGAGGAACCGCGCCACCCUGCUGACCUGCAUGGUGCACUUUGGGGUGCAGCUGCUGGAGAUGGUGGCCCAGGGCCUGUUCAAGUUCAUCCGCUACCAGGAGGUGUCCAUCUGGAGCACCAUGUCCGUCAUCACUUUCCAGUCGUUCGUCCGCGUCAUCCUCUCGCCCAUCAUCCUGGUCAUGCUGAUGCGUCGGGGGCGGCAGGCCAGGCAGUGAACGGGGGGGCGGCAGGCCAGGCAGUG